UGAAUGGCGGCCAGGUGCCAAGUGAAAGGUAAGACAUAAGCUUCCACUUUCAAUCCCGCCCAAGCCCAACAACUACUCCACCCACUUCCCCUCUCUUUUAAUAAAUCAAAAUCUGCUUCUCUUUUCCCAUCCCAAAUCCUCCAAAUUCCUCAAGCCCUAACUCUCUUCGAUCCAACUUUCACCUCUCCGCAAUCCAAAGCUCCUCCUCUGCUUCAACCCAACCAAAAAAAUCCCACCUUUUCACUCAGAAAUGUCCACAAUCCUCCUCCUGUUCAUCCUCCUCUCCUUCUUCCCCUUUUCCACCCCUCAACCGAGCUGCACUCUCAACACCUUUUCCCAAAAUCGAAUCUUUAGUCUCUGCAACUCCCUUCCCGAGCUGUCGAGCACUCUCCACUGGACCUACCAUCCCUCUAACUCUACCGUCGACAUCGCCUACCGCGCUCCGCAAUCUGCCGACGGGUGGAUUGCGUGGGCUCUCAACCCAACCGGCUCUGGCAUGAUCGGUGCCCAAGCAAUCUUCGCCUUUCUCGACUCCACCGGCUCCAUGACCACCAUUUCUUACCCUUUAGCCAACACUCGCCCUAUGGUGAGGAAUAUAAGCCUUAGCUAUAAGGUUUAUAGCAUGGAAUCGGAGUUUUUGAAUGGGAUGAUGGUGAUUUAUGCGACGAUUGAGUUGCCGGGGAAUAAUACGAGGGUUAAUCAUGUGUGGCAGGAGUCAAAUUUGUUUACGAAUGGGUUUCCUAAUGGGCACCGGACGAGUGGCCCCAAUGUUUUAUCGACGGGAGAGCUGGAUUUACUUUCUGGGCAGUUUACGGCUGCUGGGAAUUCCAGGCUUCAUCUCAAGAAUAGGCAUGGAGUCCUGAAUGCAGUGAGUUGGGGCAUUUUGAUGCCUAUUGGAGCUAUCAUGGCGAGGUACUUGAGGGUGUUCAAGUCUGCAGAUCCAGCAUGGUUCUACCUUCAUGUUGCUUGCCAGAUCUCGGCUUAUGUUGUUGGGGUUGCUGGAUGGGGAAUUGGCCUUAAACUUGGGAGUGAUUCUAAAGGAAUUACAUACCAAACCCACCGAAACAUUGGGAUUGCUCUCUUCUGCUUAGCUACCCUUCAGGUGUUUGCAUUGCUUAUGAGACCCAACAAAAACCACAAGCAUCGCCUUUACUGGAACAUCUACCACCAUCUCACUGGCUACAGUGUCAUAAUCCUCAGUGUGAUCAAUAUUUUCAAAGGAUUUGAUAUCUUAGAACCUGAGAACAAAUGGAAACAUGCUUACAUUGCAAUCAUCUCAGCUCUUGGAGGCAUUUCAGUGAUUCUUGAAGCUGUAACUUGGGCUAUUGUUCUGAAUAGAAAGAAAUCUGAGAGUUCUGAAAAGUUUCAACAGGGUGGAAAUGGAGUGAAUGGAAAGACUGGUCAUGAUAGCAGACAGCAUCAGGAAGCUUAGUUCUGAUCUCUUCUUUGUAUAGUAGUUAUAAUUUCAUUGUUUUUUCAUGAUUAUUUUUUAUUUGGCUUUCUUUUUAAUAAUCUUUUGUACUUAACAGAGUUGUAAUUUUGUUUAAGGGUUGAGGCAUCAGCUUUAGCUUGUUUGUUCUUGCUAGUUGGAGACAUGGAUCUUCUGUAUAGUGCCUCUUUUACCCUUCAUAUUGUGUUGCUAUUGCAUAUUUAUCUGUUGUUUUUUUGUCUCUUUUUAGUUUGUCUUGUAAGGGCAUUUCUGGUGUUGUUUGUAAUAAAGAAAAAUUCACCUUAAUCUAUCCCUUUGGAAUGCGAAAUAUAGAUUUGAGCCAUAA
Dendrobium catenatum is the source of this 1775-nucleotide messenger RNA. Its product is annotated as cytochrome b561 and DOMON domain-containing protein At5g47530. NCBI's taxonomy places the organism in Eukaryota, Viridiplantae, Streptophyta, Magnoliopsida, Asparagales, Orchidaceae. The record is from RefSeq and is a predicted model, not a curated record. The transcript has 3 exons. Bases 251 to 1432 code for a protein of 393 amino acids.